AUGGGCAAGCGCGGCCAGGCGACGAAGGAGAAGCCCGAGCCGAGAACGCGCCCGAGGAUCCAGAAUAAGACCAGCGCCGCCGGGGCGGAGGUCCACGAUGCGUUAAGCAAGAUCGCGGAGCACCCGGUGUUCAAGGACAGCGUUGAGCAGGAGCCGAAGACCAUGUCGGAUGGAGGCGCCCAGGCGCCAUUCAAGCAGGCUGACAUGAACGCUGUGCUGAACAGAGAUGGGCCUGGCCUUUUCUACAAAUGCGGCCUCAAUUUUAUGUGGCAGAGCUUCGCGUGGAUGUGCAACCACCGUGUGCCCAUCAACAAAAGCCAGAUCAAGGAGCUCCAGAGGUUCGCCUUGGAGCCACUGCAGCCGCCCAGGCACAUUCCCUUCGAGACGGUGAUUGCGUUGGACUCAGCCACGCAAUGCGUGAUGGGCGCGAAAGGUGCCUUGCAACGCUUGUCGCCCCCAGAGCCCGCCUUCGCGGUGAUCUUCAGCAUCAGGUGGAUCUACGACGUCGUUGGCUUCAAGGCUUCCAAAGAGAAGGACCUGGGCAGGGAGUUGGGCAGCGCUCAGGUCGCGAAGUACUACCAUGAGAAGAUGAAGUACGCCAGGGGGACGAAGGGAGUCAGCGCGUCUUUCGUCGACAGCGCCCCCACCAUGCACAGGAGGGCCCUCAGCAACGAGAUGGCGCGCCAGUGGCUCGAGUGGUGCGACGAGCACCUGAUGGAGAAGAGCCCAUGGGGCAAAUCGAUGUAUGCGUUGCAGGCCUUGGUCGACCGUGCGCAGACGACAUCUCGCAUUAACUGGGCCAUUUGCGGCCUCACGGAUCUCUACCGCAUGGACUCUACCACCGGGGGGGAGUUCACGAUCGGCAGGAUGAAGGACUACAGGCAGAGCUACAUCGAGGUCCUCAACCUGAAGCACGCCAUGCGCGAUGAGUUGCUCCAGGCGCGGUUGCCGGGGAUCGGUCUGCCAAUCGAGCGCGUUAAAAAGAUGCAGGAGGCGUUCGCCGACUUUCCGAACGCGCGCGCGUCUGUGACAGGCUACCCCGACGAGCCCACGGUGGACACUGCGUGGAUGGUCGGAUGGCCCCCAUCUUCGGUGGCGGCAUGCACCUUUCUGGAAGAGUGUAUCUACACUUGCUCCUAUGACGGCCGCUACAGGGACGCUGUAAAGUCGAAGGCGAAGGUUGCUGACAUCUUGGGGUACGAGAACGUCAAGCGCGAGAUCGACGAGAACGCCGCGACUCUGGCCCAAGAGCGAGCCGCUGCAGCGGCGGCGAGAGGAGAGACCCCUGCAGUGGACCCAGCUACGCCAGCUCCGACAACUGGUACGACAACCGCGACUCCAGAGUCGAAGGGCUUUCACAGCAUGGAGCAGCAGGACCAAGAGUAUUGGGAGAAGAUCAUCCAGAAGCAUGUCCACACGCACGUGGACAUCAUCGUCGAGAAGAAAACAGCCGCUGAGGGCGAUCCGACUGGUCUCGUGCUGUUUCACUUCGACGUCAAGCAGAGCGGCGAGCCCUUAACUCGCCCGGAGCUGCGGGUCGCCCCCCUGCGCGACGCGAACUACCACAGGCUGGUCAGGACCGCGCUGAACGCGCGUGCCCUGGCUGGCGGCGCCCCUGGUCUACGAUCUGGUGAAGUGGCUAUCCUGCUAGACGGCAGCAGGAGUGGCAACUCUAAUAAACUAAUUGACCCGUGGCGCGAGGGGACUUCGAAGGACAAGAAGAAGCAAGGCGAUGAUGAUGAGGGCGAAGAGGAUAAGGAGGGCGACCCCGACGACGAGGACGGAACUGAGGUCCUGACCUUCACCUCCUCUGUCAUCAACAUCGUCUACUCCGAGGCCAGCAUCGCCAACCGCCGCAAGAAGUUGCGCAGCUGCACAGUUGGCCUUCACCAGUCCGAGUGCGUUCACAUGCUCUCGCAUACGAAAGUCUCCCUGCCAGAGAGGUCACGGAAACGCUAUCCUGGAAGCGCGUCGGGCGACACAAUCAUGGGCGUCGAGGCGACAAAGGCCGAAAAGGAGUGGACCAUGAGUUGGUCGGACAAAAAGGCGCUCUACGGCAAGAAGAACCUCAUCGCCGUCGGCGGCAAGACGAAAGGCGCGAGCCCGGACGACGUGAUCGAGCGCAAGACGGACUCCACGCAAGUGCCAGUCACGCACCACGGAAUGCCCCCCGCGUGGCACGACGAGCUCAUCCACAUGUUUUUCUUGAAGGCCGUCGUGGACUUGACGCCGCUGGGCGCCAAAUUCGCUUGGCAGGCGGUGCUCAACCGCGUGGGGUACAUCGGCAUCGCUUUCACCGAGGAGCACAAGACUAUGAUCUACGCGAGGCUCGUCGAGCAGAUGAAGACCGAGAUGUGCCAGACGCGCUCCAAGCUCUACGACGCCCAGUACGCGAAGGCGGCAGGGCUCACCGAGACGCCGCCCCCAGUGCCACCGCCGAACACCAAGCGCCGCCCCCGGCGCAAGCCCGUAGCGGUUCCCACGGCUGAGCCAGGCACUGGCGGGGAUG
Messenger RNA from Prorocentrum cordatum, 2509 nucleotides. The record is from the annotation of a GenBank genome assembly. NCBI's taxonomy places the organism in Eukaryota, Dinophyceae, Prorocentrales, Prorocentraceae.